Molecule: messenger RNA, 13410 nt
Organism: Amoebophrya sp. A120
Lineage: Eukaryota; Dinophyceae; Syndiniales; Amoebophryaceae
Source: the annotation of a GenBank genome assembly
AGGCACGUCAUUAUGUAUCCACCAUGAUAUUUUUACCAAUUUCCACCGCGCUCUAUUCAUCGUAUAUUAAAUUCAACAUCUUCUUCUUCUACAUGUAGUUCUUGACCAACUACUACUAAUAUGCUUUCAUUCAGUUGUGCAACCAAAAAUCAAAGUUUCUUUCUCGAAUAACAAAGUAGAAACAGCAUCCGUCGUGAGCUGCAGCAACAACCAAAAUGAGGCUCCUGUCCUCGAGAACUUGUACAUCAAAAAGCCGCUCAACAACCAGUACAUGUACAAGUACAACCCGUUCCAUUCUCAUACGGCGUUCUCAACUGUUACAUUCUCAACUGUUACACGAAUUUGCGAUGCAAGAAUGGCAACAGGGAAAGGCCGGAUCUUGCAACUCUUGCAUUACAAAUUCGGCACAGAUUCCCAUGCUGUUUAGCCCUUCCAAAAUUUGUCAUGUGAGGCAGCUUCACUGUGUGGACGUUGAUGCUCAUUUUGCAUGACAAAUCCAUGGAACAGUUGAGAGUGUAACAGUUGAGAGCGCCAUAUCUCACUGCGGCGGCGGCCGCUGCAGGAGUCGCUUUGUUUCUCCAACAGGAACAUCAAUCAGCUCCAGCUGCUGGCUAUCGAGUGCAAAAAUGUCUGGGUCUGGAAGAAUGCGCGAUCUGUCAUGCUGCUUUUCCAUGACAGACCCAUGAGGUCUGGAAUGCAGGGCCUAGCAUGACAGAUUCUGCGGGACCUGUCUCAUGCCUAUCCUGCAUGAGAAACUCCCUCCCGACUUGGUCAAAACUGGACGACUUUUGGUAAUCAUGCAACACAGAUUUUUGCAUGCUGCAGAUUUAGCAUGACAAGUUCCAAUCUUCCAGGCCCAGACAUUUUUACAUUUGAUACUGGCCGUCGACCAUGGUUCCUCCUCGUCGCUCACGGACUUGUCCAAGAAAGAGAAAUCGCUGCAGUUCUUGUUGAGCAUCAAGAAGAAGACAGUGAUGAUUUGGAUCCAGACGAGAGCGCACUGCAAAUCUAUCCUACGGAAAAACGGUCCCACACCCUAGUCAAGAUGGGAAAUCUGCAACACAAUUCUCCACGUUUUGGGAGUUCUGCAUGACAAGUUUCCAUCUGCAGUAUAAAACUGGUUAGCAAGGAAAGCCGCAUGAGAAAGCCAUUUACUCAUGCUGUUUACAGCAUAAUACAAAUUCCAAAACACGACUGGAAAUGCCUCUCAAGGAGAUGCGCAUCACAAAUGUUCCUGUGAUUGCGCAUUUGCAUGACAACUCUGGGGUGUCGUGGGCCCUGUUUUUACCAAGGAUGAAAUCCAGACUUGGAUCAACCAUCUGGUGGAAGAACAGGAAAAACAGGGAAGAUCAUGGGAAGGAAAUAUCAACUGCAAAAGUCUCUGGGUCUGAGAGAAUGCAAGGUUUGUCAUGCAGGUUUUCCAGGACCCAUGAGGUCUGGCAUGUAGGACAGAGCAUGACAGAAUCUGUGAGAGUUCUAUCAUGCCUAUCCUGCAUGAGAAACUGCCUCUCGAUUAGGUCAAAAGUGGACAGCUUUUGGCAAUCAUGCAACACAGAUUUAUUUCAUAUGAUUCUGAUUCAGAUUUAGCAUGACAAUUUGCUUUGGUCCAGACCGCCCAGACAUUUUUGUAUUUGAUAGGACAACGACCACAGCAAACCUUUCUUCCAGCGGACCACGAGAGCAGCCACUACACCAGUGCUGAAAGUGCCGACAUCAAGAACGAGGGCGAAGCCCUAUCAACAAGAAGAAUCGAGGAAGAACAAGACGAAACUUCGGACCUCCACGCGCUCGAUCAGGAGCAGAUCUUGAGCCCCAAUUUUUACCAUUAUGCCAAGCUACACCAAAAUGAUCAUGAUGAUGAUGUUGGUGAACAAACUGGUGCAGCGGCGAUGGAUCUGGAUCUGGAUGCCACCAGCAGCCAUGAAAAUGCAAUAAAGUUCCUCCAGGUCUCAACAAAAACUGCGACGCAGCAGCAUCAGCGAGAACAAGAGCUACUACAGCAGCGGAAGCUGUUCGUGGCGAGGACGAAGAACUCUUUGAGCCACUAUCAAAUGCGAAAGUGUCUGGGUCUGGAAGAGUGGAAGUUUGUCAUGCUUGUCUGGCAUGACUCGAUAAUCUGCGUUGCCUAGGCACGAAAAGGCCCUCUUCCCUGUCAUGCAAAAUCAAAAACGCAGUUUGCCAUGCGGAAUACGUAAGACAUGGCAGCCAAAAAAUUUGUCAUGCGUAAGCUGCUUAUUGCAGUCCGCCUAUCAUUCACUUUUUAGCAUUACAAGUUUCCAGACAUCCAGGGAUAUUUGCAAAGCAUAGCCACCAGGAGGGAACAACAACCGGAAUACAUCAUCAUCAAGAACACGACAAGACCUCCAGUCGUGCUGCUGGUACUAGUUCAACAUUUGCGUGGACCCGGUGGGUGUUUUCCUACCGCAACCAGCUCGCCGGGCUCGUGACCGGGAAAGACAGCUUAUGAACUGCAAAAGUAUCGUACUCGUAUAAAUGCAUUACAAAUUUCCUCAGCAUGAGAAAGAAAAUUUGUAAUGCGGAUUGACCUUGAGAAAAGGAUUUGUAAUUCAUGACUGCAAGAAAGUGAGUGCGAUACUUUUGCACAGGAUGCAGCUACGCGAAAGAGGCGUUUCAAAACUAUGGAACUCUCAAAUCGGUUUACCUUCUCAACUGUUACAUGAUUAUGAUUCGUCCUGCACAAUGCACAUCACACAUCAGCAUCCAUACGAUGAAGCUACUUCGCAUGACAAUUUUUUGAAGGGGUAAAGAACAGCACUAAAAUCUGUGCCAAAUUUGUAAUGCGAUAGGUGCAACAAGCUCCCUUCUUUUGCUUUUCCUAUUCUUGCAUCACAAAUUCAUUGAUAACAGUUGAGGAGGGACUAACCGAUUUGAGAACGCCAUAAAAACUUUGCGCGGUUCAAGCAGCGGGAUGUGAGAAUAUCAAGUGCAAAAAUGUCUGGGUCUGAAAGGUUGGCACUUGUGAUGCUGUCUCUGGAUUCUAAAAAAAUUUGGAUUGCAUGACCAGCAACAGAACUCCCGUUUGUGCUACCCGGAGAGGGCAUUUUUCAUGCGGUAGAGGCAUCACAAAGGCCUCUAAAAAUCUGUCAUGCUAGAGCAUGCAUCACAGACAUCACGAGUCUUUCAAAAUAUGCAUGACAAACCUGGCAAGCUUCCAGACAUUUUUACACUUGAUAGAGAAAAGUGGAAAACAAACACAACGACGAGCUACUUACUAUUUUGAAGACAACCUCUAUGGAGAGAAAAAAGUUUGUCACAGUCACUAAGUUGCAGGUUUUGCAUUACAAAUUUUCUUAGCAUCACAAAUUUUCCUUGUAUUGCAGAAACACUAGGGAAAUCCCUAACAAUAACAAAGUUGGUUGUGAUGCAUUUUUACGCAUGACAAACAGUUUUGUAUUGCAAAAAUGCGCAUGAGUGAUCGUGACGAACUUUUUUUGUUUGAUAACCUCCACAGCACCCUCGCCCAAGGAGGACGACGAGGAUCUGCAUUUGACGUUUCGGCAAGAUUAUCAACUGCAAGUAUGUCUGGGUCCUCUGGAAGGAUGCGAACUUGUGAUGCGCAUUUCACAACACAGACAAAUCUCUCAUGCAUAGGCAGCAAAAGGUACCCAUUUAUUCCUGUCACCUCCAAAAUGAGAGAUUUGUCAUGCGGAUUAAGCAAAAAUGCGGAAGCUUCUAAAAAUCUCUGAUGCUAGGGCAGCUUCCAUGACAGACACUUUGUGUCAUGCAAAAACAGCAUGAAAAAAUCUGCAUUCUUCAAGACCCAGAGGACAUUUUUGCAUUUGAUAAAGAUGAAACGACGCGCGCGGCGGAGCAGGAGCAGCGGUUUUCAUCAUCAUCGGUGUUUCAAGAUGUAAAGCCCGGGCAGUUGGUUCUCGUGAAGCAUGCUCACGCGGCGGGACUCAACACGUCGGGAGGAGCAGGAGCUCCUGGGGCUGCGGCGGGGACAACGACAACAAGCAAGAAGAUGAGCAACAGCAUGCUGAUGUCGUCCACAAUAUUGAUGCCCGGCGUCUCAUUGUACGAAGCAGGGGCGUCCCGCGGCACCACGGGGCCGAAAGAAUUCUCGCACAUGCCGACUCUUCGGAAACUCGUCGGCCCAGGGGAAGUAACUGCUGCUCCAAGAACAAUUCAACACAUGUACCGCACUGCAGCUGAUGAAGGACAAACUUCUCACAUCAAUUGGGGCGAGGAGGUGGACCAGAUUUUUGUGCUCCCGGAGAAUGUCCAACAAGUGCGCAUUUUUUUGCCCAAGCCAGACGCAAACUUGCUGCAGAAAAUGGAGCAAGCCGAAAGCCGGCUGGCCAAAAAUCCCUACUACCGGGGCGACAAGUUCCAGGGCAUGAUGCUGCUUCUUGACCUAUCCUGAGGAAAAAUGCCCCCGCACCAGAGUCGAGUUGGGCAUCUAGCAACACAAAUCUCCAAGUUUUGGGAGUUGUGCAUGACAAGUUUCCCUCUGCAGUGUAGUACUGGUUGACAACGGAAGCCGCAUUAGAAAGCCACUUUCUCAUCCUGUUUUUAGCAUCACAAAUUCCUAAACGCGAUUGGUAAUGCCUCUCAUGGAGCUGCGCAUUACAAAUGUUCCUGUCAUUGCGCAUUUCCAUGACAACUCUGGUGUGGGGGCGUUUUUACUCAGGAUACGACCCGAAAGCGAGGACCUUCGCUCCGGACGUUGCACUCACGCGGGACUUGCCGAGCAAGGUUCUCGAGGGGGUGGAAACGAAGACGCUGGCCGCUAUGGAAGUGUCAGGAUUGAAGUCGACAAAGUUGAAGUGAUUUGUCAUGCAUAAAAUGGAUGCCAGGCGGAACCCAGUUUCCAAGCGGCGCAUGACAAAUUUGGGCGGUGCCUAAACCCAGUUUGUAAUGCUGUUUGGGUAAGGAGGACGCCUUUUGUCGUGCUACUUUAGCAGCUCUAAUAUUUCUACUCCCCAACAGGCUUACAAUCUGCCUCCCUUGCCUACUCUGCAAGACAGGCACUUUGUGAGUUGCAUUUUAUGCAUCACAAACUUUUUCAACUUUGACGAUUUCAGUCCUGACGCUUCCAUAGCCGCUUUGGAGCAGGAGAAAUCGGAAAAGCUGGCCGCAUUGGAAACCGAAAUCGGCACGCUGCAAGCAGAACUGGAUGCCGUGGUUCUUUCGCAGCCACAGGGUCGUGAAGAAGAAAAAAUGGGAAAUAUCCUGAGUAAAAAUGUCCCCACACCAGAGUUCUUGUCAUGCAAAUCUGCAUGCCAAAAAAGUUUCUCAUGCGGAGCGCCAUAAGAACCAUUUUCUCAUCCUGUUUUGGAAUUUGUAAUGCUAGAAUCAGCAUGAUAUGCUAGAUCUGUGAUGCUUCGGAACUAGCUAAACAGGAUUACACUACGAGGAUAAAUUUGUCAUGCGAAACCACCAGAGGUGGCGGAUUUGUCUAGCGGAUUCCCCAUCUUGACUCUGGGGUGGGGGCGUUUCCGCUCAGGAUAGGAAAAAUGACGUCCAUGUCCGCGCUGCUCAGGCUCGUGAAGCAACCAAAAAGCGUCGUGCUCCAAAAGUUAUGAACUGCAAAAGUAUCGUACUCGUAUAAAUGCAUUACACAUUUCCUCAGCAUGAGAAAUGAAGUUUGUAAUGCUGAUUUGCCUUCAGAAAAAAAUCGUUUAGACGCAAUCGUUUAGAUUCUGGCAUGUUAACCAAAAAAUUUGUAAUGCAAGACUUGCAUUUAUACGAAUGCGAUGCUUUUGCACAGGAUAAAAGUGGAAGGAACGGCAGAUCCGGCGUAGGAAGUUUGAGAAGAAGCAGGUCGAUAUGAAAUGUAAAAAUGUCUGGGGCUGGAACAAGGUUGGAACUUGUGAUGCUAACUUUGGACUCUAGAAAAAUCUGUAUUGCAUGACCAGCAAGAGGAGUCUAGUUCGUGUUACGCGGCGAGGGCAUUUGUCAUGCGGAGUAGGCAUCAGGAAGCUGCCCUCUAAAAAUCUGUGAUGCUAAGUCGCGCAUCUUUACAGACAUCCUGGGUCAUGCAAAAUAUGCAUGACAAACCCGGCAUCAAUAUUCCAGACCCAGACACUUUUGCACUUGAUAGUCGAAGCUGUUCACAGCGAAAAGGCCAUGGCCGCCGCGGCGAGAAAAGUGCGGCACAUGUUGGCGCAGCACUUUUGCACCACGUGGGCGUGCAAAACAAAAUCAAAAGCUGGCGCAUCCAGAACUACUCUGUCGUGGUUUGCUCGCGGGGAAAAUAUAUGGAUUGCAAAAAUGUCUGGGUCUGGAAAGAUGCGAACUUGUGAUGCGCACUUUACAUCACACAAAAACCUGUCGUGCAUGGAAGCCAAAAGUUGCACACUUCUCGCCACCGAAUAAAGAAGGUCUUUGUCAUGCGGAUUACGCAUUAAGAGACCUUAUCAAAACCUGUGAUGCUAGGGCGUGCAUGGUAGAUCUUCUGGGUCAUGCCGAAGCUGCAUCACAAACCUCUGCAUCCUCCCAGACCCAGACAUUUUUGCAAUGCAUAAAAUAAAGAAGAUGACCACAAGAACGAGAACCCCUUGCAGAUGACCACUGCAGAAGACGACUCGGUUCUACAGGACCUCGGAGCGGAUCUGGAGGCUUACACAGCCGACUUGGAAGCUGCACGCGCGUACGGCGAGGAACAAGAAGGCCGGGGCCGGCAACGGCAAGAACUCCUAACUAUUCCCUUCCAGUUCGCGCCCCUUCAGGGCGACAACGUCCUGUUUCUGCCGCAGGGAAGCCACAUGCGUGAGCUGCUUGGCGCGGAGGUGCGAAAGGAUGGAGAUGAAGAAGAGCAGGGGGAUAUCACAAGAAAAAGUGUUAACGUUAACGGAAUUUGUGAUGCAGAAAUGCAUCACAAGACGUGUCAGAAUUUGUCAUGCAUAGCAUGCAUAUUGGGCUACAUUUGUGAUGCAUGACUGCAAUCUGUGAAAACCGUUUGUACGUUAACACUUUUUCCUGUGAUAGGGGAAAACGCGAAAAAUGCGUACGAGACGUCGAGGACCUUAUCCUGAGUAAAAACGUACCCACACCAGAGUCAGGAUGGGGAUUUUGCAACACAAACCUAGGAGUUUUGUGAGUCACGCAUCACAAGUUGCAGUCCGUAGUGUAGUGCAGGUUCGCAAGGCCAGCUGCAUCAGAAAUCCAUCUGCUCAUCCUGUUUACAGCAUUACAAAUUCCAAAACACGAUUGAAAAUGGUUCUCAUGCGGAUGCGCAUUACAGGUCUUCCUGUCUUUGCAAAUCUGCAUUACAACUCUGGUGUGGGUACGUUUUUCCUCAGGAUAGACCUCCACAGAGAAGCAAGGGCAAGCAGCUGCUGGUGCUCUACUUCCUACUAUCCUAUGUAAAAACGUACCCACCCCAUAGUCAAGAUGGGUAGUCGGCUAGACAAAUCGACAAGCUUUGGCUAUUUCGCAUGACAAAUUUGGACGCGUAGUGUAGUGCUGUUUGAGCUAGUUCAGCAGCAUUACAGAUCUAGUCUCUCAUGCUGAUUGGAGCAUGACAAAUGUCAAAACAGCAUUAGAAAAUGCUUCUCAUGGGGCUCCGCAUGAGAAACAUUCUAAGCAUGCAGAUUUGCAUGACAACUAUGGUGUGGGGACGUUUUUACACAGGAUACCUACUACUUCGGCUUCUGCUUCGAAACAUGCUGCAACUUAUGGAUUGCAAAUAUGUCUGGGUCUGGGUCUGGAAGAUUGCAACUUGUCAUGCCAAAUCCGAAGCAUGGGAGCAUCUGUGUUGCAUGAGUGCCAAAUAAAGCUGUCCACUUUCGACCAAGUUGGGAGGGAGUGAUUUCUCAUGCAGGACUGGCAUGACAGAGACCACCUCACAGAGUCUGUCACGCAAGGUCCCGUCUUCCAGACCUCAUGGGUCAUGCAAAACCUGCAUGACAAGUUUACACUCUACUUCCAGACCUUCCAGACAUACUUGCAGUUGAUACAACUUCGAAAAAAGCAACUGCUUCUGCCGCCGGUCUCGCGGUGAGAGAGCUCCAAACGGACCAGGGACUCUCAAAAAUGACGCUCGCCCGGGUACUGAAAAUGUUCGCGAUGCGAAACACGCGGAAAAACCAGGCAAAAACCCAGAAGAUUAUCAAAUGCAAAAAUGUCUGGGUCUGGAUGAAGGUUGGAACUUGUGAUGCUACAAAAUCUGAAUCAUGCAAAAAGACAAAUCUGUGUUGCAAGAUUAGCAAAUGCUGCCCAAUUUUGAUCAAGUUGCGAGGCAGUUUCUACUCAUGCAGGAUAGGCACGAUAGUGAUCUCACAGAUGAAUCUGUCACGCUAGGUCCUCCAUGACAGAUCGUAUGGGUCAUGGAAAAUAACCUAGAUGACAAGUCUAGCAACCUCUUUUGCUGUUCGUGCAAUACAGCUUUUUGUACCAUCCAGAUGCAGCAUCACAAGUUGCAUCCUUCCAGACCCAGACAUUUUUGCAAUGCAUAAAGAUGGCACAGGACCUAUUUGGCGGUCCGUUGGAGGAGUGGCGCCUGCGCGACGACACAUCUUUCGUAGACCUGAUUCCGGUAUGCAUUGCAAAUAGGUCUGGGUCCUCUGGAAGGAUGCAACUUGUGAUGCUGCAUCUGGAUGCUACAAAAAUCUGUAUUGCACGAACAGGAAAAGAGGUCCAGUUUUUGCCACGGCGGGCGGGCAACGUUUCUCAUGCGGUUUAGGCAUCAGGAAGCCGUCACAAAAUCUGCGACGCUAGGGCAUGCAUCACAGAUCGAUCAGGAGUCAUGCAAAAUGUGCAUGGCAAACCUUGCAUUCUUCCAGACCCACAUCGAUAUUUGCAUUGGAUAUCCGGAGUUUUUGCUGCAAAAGAUGUGGGCCCCCUUUUUGAAACAUCUGCGGUUGCAGUGCGACAAAGCCGCGGUGCGGGGACGAGGCAGCAAGAACACUAGCCUGCUCGUAGUGAGAGGAAAAAUCCCCCUGCUCCCCAUAUCAAAAAGGCAUCACUCUGAAAAUUUGUGACGCAGAUUUGUGGUCACAAAUCCGCUCUGUCUUGCAAGAAGGCAAGCGCCGUUGUGUGCGCUGCAUUUUGGAUGUGGUUUCUCAUGCUGAUGUACGUAGGGCCUACAGGGCAGGCGUCUCUCAUGCGAAGCAGCUAGAUGCUUCCACUCCUAAGCAAGCUGAGGAUCUGGCUGCAGUCCUGCUAUAUUGCAAGACAGACGUCAUUUGUGUACGCAAAUCCAGCGUCAGAAACUUCGUUUCGAUAUGGGGAGGGGGGAUUUUUCCUUUUGAUAGCUCGCCAUGCUCACGGACAUGCCGGGCGGAGGCGAGUAUGAACUGCAAAAGUAUCGUAUUCGUAUAAAUGCAUGACAAAUUUCCUCAGCAUGAGAAAUAAAAUUUGUCAUGCGAACUUGACUUGAGAAAGAAAUUUGGAAUGCAUGAUUGCAAUACGAGUACGAUACUUUUGCACAGGAUAGCGAGGCGGAAGUUGUCAAUCACGCAGCUAGUUAUCAAAUGCAAAAGUGUCUGGGUCUGGAAGGUUGUAACUUGUGAUGCUGUCUGUGGAAGGUAAAAAAAAUCUGUAUUGCAUGACCAGCAUAUUAGAGGAGUCCAGUUUGUGCUACGCGGCGCGGGCGUUUCUCAUGCGGAAUACAACGCAUCAGAAGGCACUUGAAAAUAAAUCUGUGAUCAUGCUAGGUCAUGCGUAAUUACAGGCAUGAUCUUUACGGGUCGGUAUGCAAUAAAAUAUGCAUGACCACAUCAAACCUGGCAUCAAUCUCCCAGAUGACCCCGACACUUUUGCACUUGAUACUAGCGGCGCAAUAGCACCAACUUCCUCGGCCUCUGCCAGUAGUACAACAAGUGACGAUGCAGGCGCGGGGAUGCAAACGUUUUUGCAGCAGCGCCCCGGGCUAUCAAACAAAAAAAGUUCGUCACGAUCACUUAUGCGCAUUUUUGCAAUACAAAAUUGGCUGUCAUGCGUAAAAAUGCAUGACAGCCAAGCUCCUUCAUAGGGGAUUUCCCUAGUGUUUCUGCAAUACAAGGAAAACUUGUGAUGCUAAAAAAAUUUGUAAUGCAAAACCUGCAAGUUAGUGACUGUGACAAACUUUUUUCUUUCCAUACGGGCCGCCAUCUUCUGCUAUCUUCGGGCCGCCCGCCCCCCGGCCUAAAAAGUCGAGCGCAGCUUAUCCUGAGUAAAAACGUACCCACACCAGAGUCAAGAUGAGGACUUUGCAACACAAACCUUGAAGUUUUGGGAACCACGCAUGACAAAUUGCAGGCUGUAGUGUAGUGCAGUUUAGCAAGGGAAGCCGCAUCACAAAUCCAUCUCCUUAUCCUGUUUAUAGCAUUACAAGUUCCAAAACACGAUUGGAAAUUCUUCUCAUAGGGAUGCGCAUUACAAGCGCCUUUGCGCUUGCAGAUCUGCAUUACAACUCUGGGGUGGGUACGUUUUUACAUAGGAUACAGCUUCUGCUAUCGGUCCUAUGAAGAUCUCGGCUGCUCCUCCGACGUCGCCUCUCCCCCGGGGUCAUGGGCGCGCAGCUUCUGCUGUCUCGGCUCCACCGCCCCCCCGGGGUACUAAGGGUUCUUCAGCUAAUAUCCUACUUUCUCCAGUACCGCCUAUGCCACAGUUUUCCCCUAUUUUUACCCGGAAGCCGGGAAGAACAAGAACUCCAUCUGCUUCGGGAGCUGGUCGCUCUUCGAGCUCCACUACUUCUUCCCGGGGACGUCGAGCAUCUCCAGGGUCGACUCCAGCCGGACGAAAUUCCGCCUUCCAGAGUCCGACCUGGUCGCCGUUGGCACGCAAAAAUGGGAAAAUUUCGACGAUGUCGCUGGCGCAGCACCACGCUGCAGCGCCCGUUGUCGAUAACAACAUCCGGGAUAGUACCGUUGACGACGGAUUUCGUUCCGGGUGGUCGGCGACGAGGAGUACUAUCAGCGACGAGGACGACUAUCGACUGCAAUUGUUUCGAUCCGGUUCUGGAAGGACGAUAAGUAUUAAGAGCAUUUAUUGGAUUCCAUUUCUAUAGUACUUAAGUCUAAGUAUCAACAAAAAUGAAGCCUGAAUCUGUAUUACAGAUUCAGGCUUUAUUUUUGAUACUUAUUUAUAUUUUACUUAUUUUGGAUGAAAAUGAAAAAGAACAGCAAAAGUGGUCCAGUCAGUAUUUGCUACGGCGAAAUUAUAAAGGCUUUUUUGUCCUCGUUCUCCUCGUCGCAUCAGAAAGAAGUUGUACUAGUAGCCCUGGAUUGGAAAAUGAUAAGUCAUCUGUGAUGCUAGUCGGGCACCAUGCAUCACAUCAGAUCGAUGCGUGGCAAAGGCAAAUGUCGCCUCGUCUUCUUUCCAGACACCCAGAUCGAAAUUUGCAUUUGAUAUGUUCCCGGUCCGCGAUGCGGAACCCGGCAGGCCGGGCUCGUCCUCGUCGUCCCAAGUGAAUUUAUCAACUGUAAAAAUGUCUGGGUCUGGAAGAAUGCAACUUGUGAUGCUAAAUCUGAAGCGUGCAAAAAUCUGUGUUGCAUGAUUACCAAAAGUCGUCCAGUUUUGGCCAAGUCGGGAGGGAGUUUCUGAUGCAGGAUAGGCAUGAGAGAGAGUGCACAGAAUCUGUCAUGUUAGGUCCUGCAUUACAGACCUCAUGGGUCAUGAAAAAGCUGCAUGACAAAUCGCGCAUUCUUCCAGACCCAGACACUUUUACAUUUGAUAGAAUUUUGGGGGUACCCAAGUCCGACGCUUCGUGAUUGGAUCGUCACCGGAGUCGUACCUUGCCUCCGAAGACUCCGCCUCAGCAGCCUCUUCUCCCGGGCCGAUAAGUUUAGCUAAUCAAGAACUACAUCGAGCUGCGGCUGCGCCCACCUCCGCCCUGCGCGCGGGCACACCCGGUACUACUUCGGCUGGCACGGGUAUGGCGUUCUCAAAUGUUACAUUCUCAACACGAAUUUGAUGUAUAUGCAAGAAUGGCAAAAGUGAAAGGAAGGGCCUUGCGCGUCCUCUUGCAUGACAGAUUUGGCACAGAAGAUGUUCAGCCUGUUUGGCCGUCCGAGAAUUUAUUGCCAUGCGAAGCAGCUUGAAGGCGUCGAUAGUCAAGGUAUUUUUGCAUGACAAAUCAUGCAACAGUUGAAAAUGUAACAGUUGAGAGCGCCAUAACGGGGACGAGUCCCCCGGAAAUCUCCGCGCCGGCACCAGGAACCGCGGGCCAGCCGGUUGUCGUGCCGCCGAAAGCGAAGGCCUCCGGCCCGGCGCCAGCCGUACCCAACAUCUCGGCCCCGCCACCAGGAGAAGCGGGCCAGCCGGUCGUGCCGAAGGCGGAGCCGAAGGCGAAGCCCAAGGCGAAGCCCAAGGCGAAGCCCAAGGCGAAGCCCAAGGCGAAGGCGAAGGCAGCGGCCGGAGGUAUGGCGUUCUCAAACGUUACGUUCUCAACUGUUACAUGGAUUUGUCAUGCAAAAUGACCAUGAGCCGCCACACGAUCAAGGUGCUCCGCAUGAUAAAUUCUCGAAGCAGGGCUAAACACCACCUCCUGAAUCUGCUCCACAUUUGUAAUGCAAAGCGCGCAAUCUACUUCCCGCGUUCACUUUUGCUGUUCUUGCAUGACGAAUUCAUGUAACAGUUGAGAGUGUAACAUUUGAGAAUCCCAUAGGAGGAGCGGAAGGAGUAUCCAGGAAAAAAAGUGUGUAAGUGUAACUUUCUUUGAGGAACAGCAUCACAAAUUUGCUCUCCAUGACAGAGAAAACCUGUCAUGCAUGGUUUGUAAGGGAAAACACACAUGAAAAUAGGACUUCAUGGCUGUCUGGCAUGACAGGUGUAACUCUGUUGCAUCCUCUGCAACACAAAUUUACACUUACACAGUUUUUUUCUUGCAUAAGGAGGUGGCGAACCGGACUACAUCCGGGAAGGACUAUACCGCAAGAAAAAACUGGUUCACUGUGAACUUGUGAUGCAUAGAAUGAAACACAGAUCUAUUUGUCUUGCCACACCGACCUGCAAGAGCAAGACCUCGACUCUUUAGCGGUGUUUUCCGUUUGGAAGCGCGCAUGGCAAAUUUUCUGUGUCAUGUGUAACAAACUUGCGAUGCAGAUCUUGCAAGAUCAUCACAGUGAAACAGUUUUUUCGUGGGAUAGACUACAGGUUGCGGCAGGGGCCUAUGGCGGGGCCGUGCUUUGGGCUCUGGUAUCAACUGCAAAAAUGUCUGGGUCUGGAAACUUGUGAUGCAAAAAGUGACUGUUGAUAGCCGGACUGCAAUAUGCAGCUACGCAUCACAAAUUUUCUGGCUGCCAUGUCUUACGUAUUUUUCCGCAUGGCAAACUGCGUUUUUGCAUAACAGGUAAAGAGGAUCUUCUUUUCGUGCCUAGGCAACACAGAUUCUCGGAUCAUGCCAGACAAGCAUGACAAACUUGCAUUCAUCUUCCAGACCCAGACAUUUUUACAUUUGAUUGGCGGCUCCGCUUGCGGGCGCGGGCGGCACGCUUUCUGUGGGUGCGGGUGCCGUGUUAG